AUGGUUGUGGCUGGGAUCAUACCUAGGGAAAUCAGAAGUGAACCUCAUAAAGAGUCAAUGAAGAAGGAAAUACGCGAUGAGAUUUUUUCACCGCAAUCUCUUGAAGAUAAUACGUUCAGCAAUACAGUAUAUCUUCAACUUGAUGAAUUACCUAUCAAAGAAGAUAGUAGUAGAUCUCAAGAUGUAUCUGAACUGAGCCAUUCAACUCAUGAUAAUUCUAUUUAUUUUUUUUCUCAGGAGCUAUUAGAUUUGGUCAAGAGUGCAAAUGCUGGUAGAGCGUUACUGGCAACUUACUCACAAAGUGGACUACUUGAUAGUAUUGGCCGAAAGCGUCUAUGUAAUAUAAUAAUCAACAAAGAACUUCAAGAUGAUGUUAAUCGCAAAGUACCAUCAUCAAGAUUACAAGAUUUGGCAUACCAAAUAACGACAAUUUUUAAUAAUGAACAUACUGCCACAUAUUUCAUACCAUAUAUAUCUUAUGGGCCAGGACUUAAAAGAGCAGCGAAAGGGAAACUACUCGAUUGUCUUUAUAAUAAAAGAAGAGAUCACCAUAAAUCUGGAUUAAUCAGUCCAUCUAGAAACAGUACUUUAUCUUCAUCAGGACAUUCAUCUCCCAUUCUGUUACCAGAAUCAUUACGCUCAUUAGAUGACAAAACAGAAAAUAAUGAAGCAUUAAUUGAAGACAACUUGAAUUGGUUGCACAACUCAAACGAUCCGUGGAAUAUUGUUGAAAACAACUGGAUCAUUACUGCUAAUACUCGACUAAAGAAAUUUUAUUAA
This is a messenger RNA of Metopolophium dirhodum (rose-grain aphid), 780 nucleotides long. RefSeq lists its product as uncharacterized. Lineage: Eukaryota; Metazoa; Arthropoda; Insecta; Hemiptera; Aphididae. Bases 1 to 780 code for a protein of 259 amino acids. The record is from RefSeq and is a predicted model, not a curated record. The transcript has 3 exons.